AUGUGGCAAGCAGAUUACUCAAGUUGCCAACAACUUUGUCAAGAUGUUGCUGAAUCUAUAAAUGACAGGAAUAAGGAAAUAAGGCUUGGAGGAAGUGUUUCAAAGGUUAACUGUUUGAUCAAGAAAGAUUUAUUGAACUUAAAAUCAAUGACAGAGAAGUUAAGACUGGAUUUAAUUCGAUCUGCUAAAUCCCAUACUACGACACACGGGGAGGUAGAGAGACGACAAAACCUUCUCGAUACUUUGAGCACAAAAGUUCGAAUCCUGGAUAAAGCUGCUGAACGAUCAUUAUCCACUAGUUCUGCUGCUGAGAGCCCCUUAAGAGCAAACAAGUUCCAUUUAUUAAUGCAUUCCUCUUUAUCAACAGACCAAGAUGCUGGAUUGGACGUUUUAUCAGAAACGCUGAGUCGGCAAAAAAACAUUGGUAUCAACAUAGGAAAGGAAGCUGACUAUCAGAAUGAGUUAAUUGAUGACAUCCAUGGUAGAAUCGAAGAAACUGAUUCCAGGAUUAAACAACAAACAACGAGCGUUUUAAAAAUAUCAAGAAAGUCAUCUUCUUGCAUUUUAUGGAUGAUAAUAAUUCUCCUUGCCAUUGCUAUUAUUGCAUUGAUUGCUGUUGGACCACAGAAGCAUUAG
Molecule: messenger RNA, 636 nt
Organism: Ciona intestinalis (vase tunicate)
Lineage: Eukaryota; Metazoa; Chordata; Ascidiacea; Phlebobranchia; Cionidae
Source: RefSeq, a predicted model, not a curated record